AUGUCAAAUAUUCCUUUCCCACGUCUUCAACCCGCAGUAGAACAGGGACCAAAACAGAUUUUACCAGAUUUGAAUAUAAGAUUAAUCUGCCCAGAUUGCAAAAACCCUGUACCAAACAUCAUCGAGGAAUUUGCAAGUGGUGACCUUGUUUGUGGUGAUUGCGGCCUUGUUCUCGGGGACCGAAUUAUCGAUACUAGGUCCGAGUGGAGAACUUUUGCUAACGAUGAAGGAGACGAUCCCUCACGUGUUGGUGCCGCUGCUGAUCCACUUCUCGAUGGUUCGCAAUUAGACACAAUAAUCUCUAGAAGGGAUGGCGGAUCUGGAACCGCUAGAGAUCUUAACAAAGUUCAUGGCCGUGCAAAUGCAGUUAAGGGUGAAAAAAAUCUUGUCCAAGCCUACAAAGAGAUCGCCGCAAUGGCUGAUGCAAUAGGUUUAACCCGAUUGAUCGCUGACAUUGCUAAACAAUUGUAUAAGAGAGUCGAAGAGGAGAAACUUCUACGUGGUAAAAAAAAUGUACCACGCACUUUUAAGGAAAUUUGUGCCAUUACUCGAGUCCCUAAAAAAGAAAUCGGACGUUGCUUCAAGACUCUGAUCCGUACCUUUGAAACCAAUGUAACUACAAUGACAUCGGAAGAUUUGAUGUCACGUUUCUGUUCGAGGUUGCAUCUCCGUAUGGAAAUACAAAAAGCCGCUCUUGACCUUACAAUAACAACGAAAUCGCUUGGUACCUUGGAAGGAAAAUCACCGGUAUCUGUAGCUGCGGCUUGUAUUUAUAUGGCAUCUUGUCUGUAUAAUCAGCCUCAAUCAACAAAAGAUGUUUCUCAAGUAACGGGUGUUUCCGAAGUAACCAUCAAGAAUUCAUAUAAACUGCUUUAUGUGGUUCGUGAAAAGUUACUUGGUGAUAAAAAAUAUGCAUUAUCUUUUAAAUAUCCUAAGGUUAAUGUUCUUAUCAUCACG
Racocetra fulgida is the source of this 957-nucleotide messenger RNA. Lineage: Eukaryota; Fungi; Glomeromycota; Glomeromycetes; Diversisporales; Gigasporaceae. The record is from the annotation of a GenBank genome assembly.